CGGGCCGAGGCAGCGCGCUGCGGGAUGGAGCCGGCCGGGGCCCCGCCGCACGGCUGCGCCCCGGCCCGGGAGGCGGAGGAGCCCCCGGGAUCCCCGGCCCUCCCCGCCGAGGAGCCGCAGGACGGCCAGCCCGCCGGGGCGCCUCCGGGGCAAGGGGCGCUGCCCUCCGCUGCCGGCCCGGAGCGGGGCCCGCCCGGGCGUGCGGCGCGAGGCAGGGGGCGGCGGGCCCCGGGCCGGCGCGGAGGGGAGGACGGGGGCCGCGCCGGCCGGCGGCCGCGCGUCACGGUUGACAGCUCCAAGGCCAAGACCUCCCUGGAAGCGCUGAAGAUCAGCCUGCGGCAGCUCCGCUGGAAGGAGUUUCCUUUUGGCAGACGCUUGCCGUGUGAUAUCUAUUGGCAUGGGGUAUCGUUCCAUGAUAAUGACAUAUUCUCAGGUCAAGUCAACAAGUUUCCAGGCAUGACGGAGAUGGUACGUAAAAUUACCCUGAGUCGGGCAGUGAGAACAAUGCAAGAUCUGUUUCCUCUUGAAUAUAACUUUUAUCCUCGCUCCUGGAUUCUGCCAGAAGAAUUUCCUCUCUUUGUGACUGAGGUUCGUAUGAUGAAGGACAGCGAUCCAUCCUGGAAACCCACUUUUAUUGUAAAGCCUGAUGGAGGGUGCCAGGGGGAUGGAAUCUACCUCAUUAAAGACCCGAGUGACAUCAGGCUGAUGGGAAGCACCCAGAGCCGCCCAGCUGUGGUCCAGGAAUAUAUCUGCAAACCACUGCUUGUUGACAAACUCAAAUUUGAUAUUCGUCUUUAUGUCUUACUGAAAUCUUUAGAACCCUUAGAGAUUUAUAUAGCCAAAGAUGGACUUUCUAGAUUUUGCACAGAGCCAUAUCAAGAACCCACUCUCAAAAAUUUGCACCAGGUUUUUAUGCACUUAACCAACUACUCACUAAAUGUUCAUAGUGGGAAUUUCAUCCAUUCUGACAGUGUAAACACUGGCAGCAAGAGGACGUUUUCAAGCAUUCUCUGCAGACUGUCUUCCAGAGGAGCUGAUGUCAAAAAGCUGUGGUCAGAUAUAAUUUCACUGGUGAUUAAAACAAUUAUUGCACUGACACCAGAACUGAAAGUUUACUAUCAGUCUGACAUACCAGCAGGAAAGCCUGGGCCAACUUGCUUCCAGAUUUUAGGGUUUGACAUUCUGCUGAUGAAAAACCUGAAGCCCAUGUUACUAGAAGUAAAUGCAAACCCCAGCAUGAGAAUAGAACAUGAGCAAGAGCUUUCUCCUGGAGUAUUUGAAAAUGUCCCAAGCCCUGUUGAUGAGGAAGUGAAAGUAGCUGUUAUCAGAGACACUCUUCGUCUAGUGGACCCUCAGAAGAAAAAGAGAAAAGAUAUCCAGUGUCAGGCUUUGGAGGAGGUGGGAGAAGCCAAGGAAAAGCUACUGGAUGUGGGGCCAGCAGGUGAUGCCCCGCCAAGCCCAGAGGCUCAUCUCCCCUCCCUCUGUCUCAAGCAAGUGUUUCCCAAGUAUGCCAAGCAGUUUAACUACCUGCGGCUUGUGGACAGGGUGGCUGCACUUUUCAUCCGAUUUCUUGGUGUAAAAGGGACAACAAAGUUGGGGCCAACGGGUUUCCGAACGUUCAUCAGGAACUGCAAACUGAGUAACAGCAAUUUUUCAAUGGCUUCUGUAGAUAUCCUGUAUAUUGAUAUCACAAGAAGGUGGAACAGCAUGGGAAUUGACCACAAGGAAUCAGGAAUGUGUUUGCAAGCCUUCAUUGAAGCUUUCUUCUGCCUGGCUCAGAAGAAAUACAAGUCCCUCCCUCUCCACGAGCAAGUGGCGUUGCUGAUGGAUUUCUGUGAGGACCAGCUGGCUGCCCUGGCCGAGAAGCGCGUGGGGAGCGGCCGCGGGGCUGCAGAGCGCCGCAGCACUGCCCUUCCUGCUCAGGCAGACGGAGUGUCCCUGGCAGCCGCCGCACACAGCGCGCUCCUGAGCCGCCCGCCCGCGGGGACCAAGUGUGCGGGCGAUGGAAGCCAUCGCUGUUAAGGGUGCUCCUUCACCAGGACAGGGCUGAGAGGCAAGCCCCAGCUACAGGCGUGUGCUGCAGGAGGAGAGACUCUUGAAUUCCUUCAUCUGGAUAGCCACAGUUCUUUCUUUCAGCUUUUUCCUGUUCACACGCAUCAAGGAGGCUGCUGCAAGCUCCUGUUCUCAAGUCGUGGUCCUGCAAUGGCUGGUUAUUGACCUCGGUGUUGGAGCUGCUGUACACCUCGUGUGACACACUGUGCUUUCAUCCCACAUGGGGAGAAAACCAUGUGUGAAGACAAGGACCAAAAGUACACAGCAGGGUGAUAGGCAGCACUGUGGGGUUGACUGCACUGAGAGGCACACGCCUGUCAAAGGAAUUGUGUUCCUUUGUAUGUGCUGGACGUGUCAUGGAGACCCAGCAAGGAGCUGCAGGCUCAGAUUCCAGUGUGGACUUUAUAAAGCUGAAACCCAGAAUGAUGUCUGUGGUCAGACUCCAGGCUUUGACCCUUUUCUUUCAGUGGCUUGGACUCAAUACAGAUUUGGUCAUUGUCUGCACACUUAAUUUUUAGAGUCAGUCUUAAAGCACUGAAAUCAUUUUUUGGCUUCUCCUUUGUACAUGUCUUUGCCAUGACAAGUACUGUUAAUUUUUUAAAGAAAGAGAAAGAUACUUAUCCUUUUGCUUCCACAGAACCAAUGAGUUCACACUUAUUCACAGGAAAAAUGUACUUUAAGUAAGUGGUGGCUUUGUGUUCAGGUACUGAGCACUGCUGCUGCAAGAGCCUUGGCAGUGUGAAGGCCUAAGGGUUCAUUUAAGUUCCAGUCAAACCAAUCCUGUCACUGACUUUAGACUAAACUAAUUGUACUCUAGCUUUGCCUAUUUUUUUGCCUUUUGCAUGUUUUUUACCCUAGUUGAACCUGCAGGUUUUGUUGUCUUUGCACAUAUUCCCUUUUCUCCCCUUGAAUACGACUGUAACUGUACAGAUCAGAUCUGUUAUGUGUAACAGGAUAUUCUGUCAAAAUGCUGGACUGUACCAGUGGAGCUGCACAGAGUCAUCUGUACCUUUCGUGAAAUGAGCCACGACUUCCAUAAUCACACUCUUCCAGGGAGUGAGCUAAGCAGAACAUGAGACUGGCUGUAAGGACAGGAAUAACUUGGAACUUCAGGGCUGUUCAGUCAAAUUCCUUUUGGUUCCCUGUUUUAUUACAAUAAUGGAUGCCUACAUCUGA
Molecule: messenger RNA, 3228 nt
Organism: Colius striatus (speckled mousebird)
Lineage: Eukaryota; Metazoa; Chordata; Aves; Coliiformes; Coliidae
Gene: TTLL11
Product: tubulin tyrosine ligase like 11
Exons: 9
Coding region: 25-2022 (665 amino acids)
Biological process (GO): protein polyglutamylation; microtubule cytoskeleton organization
Cellular component (GO): cilium
Molecular function (GO): tubulin binding; tubulin-glutamic acid ligase activity
Source: RefSeq, a predicted model, not a curated record